AAGUGAGGCAUAGGAAGAUUAAGCCACUAGCCCAAGGCCACACACCUACUUACAGUAGAGAGUCAGGCAGCACCCCAGAGCCAACUGGUGUCUGAGGAGGAUGGGAGACUGGGCCACUUGGCGCCUUAAAGUUCUUUCCAACAAGAGGGCUAAGGCAGCUGCUGGGGCCUAUGGUGUCACCCUGGACUUCUACAUCCAGCUUUGCCAUUGACCUGCUGGGUUGCCUUGGGCCCGUCAAGAAAAUUUCCUAACCUCAGUUUCCUUAUUUUUUCAAUGAAGACGUUAGACACAGUAUCCUUGAUUCCGCACUGUAACCCAGGAAGAGGCAUUUGGGAAUUAGGCCUGGGAAGGGGCCUGCUGGUGACAUCAUAGAGGGGAGAAUUCCGUAAGAAGAGUCGGGCUUUCCUAGAAGCCCCAGGGCCACGGCCUAGGUGAGCAGGGCAAUCUAGGAAGCGGCCUGCUGGGCCCACGUCUUGAGCUCUCCUCGUUCCAGGGUUCCUAGCAUAGUCAUAGAUCAACCCUCGAUGGCUGGAAAGGCUCACAAUGAGGCAGACAUCAGUGACUUGGAUAUGCUUUCUCGCCCCAGCUCAUCAACCCCACACCACAGGCCAGGCCAUAGUGGAGGCCACAACCUUCAUGAAUCCCAUCCCCACAGUGUGUCCCAUCACCAUGGUGAGUCCCACCUUCAUGACAUAUCCCAUCAUCCUGGUGGAUCUCACCACCUUGGUGACUCCCCAGACUUCAAAGACAAUGCCUUCUCCCGCCAUUCCCACCACUCUCCCCACCCUCCCCACUCUCCUCACACCCCCCACCAUGGAGAGGCCCACCAUCAUGGUAGAGCCCACUACCCCACAACCCUUGUCCUAGAGCCUUCCCAUGGUGCUCAUGGUGCUCAUUCUUAUGGUGAGGACCACUUUGAUGAUGAGCAUCACCAUGGUAGCAGGAGAGUCCAGCAUGGUGAGUCCUACCACCAUGGGGGACCCCACCGGGGUGAGUCCUACCACCAUGGGGGACCCCACCGGGGUGAGUCCUACCACCGUAGGGGACCCCACCGGGGUGAGUCCUACCACCGUAGGGGACCCCACCGUGGUGAGUCCUACCACCGUGGGAGAUCCCACCGUGGUGAGCCCCACCACCGUGGGGGGCCGCACCACCAUGGUGAGCCCCACCUCCGUUGGGGGCCCCACCACUAUGGUGGGUCCCAUCUCCAUGCGAACCCCCUCCACCAUGGUGAAUCCUACCACCGUGGAGGCCCCCAUCACCAUAGUGAGGCCUAUCACCAUGGUGGGCCCCAUCAUGAUGUUGCUCACCACCACGGCGGGCACUCUCCUCAUGAAGCCCACCACCACAGAAGGCCUCUUCAUCAUGGAGAGGCCUAUUCCCACCAUUCCUACGUGGAGCCCUACCAUGAUGACAUACCUGGCUACAUUAGUGAGCACCACCGUGGCCACCACGAUGAGCACCACCACAAGGAGCACCACCACGGUGAGCACCACCACGGUGAGCACCACCACGGCCACCAUGGCGAGCACCAGCACAGGGAGCAUCACCACGGUGCACAUCCACAUGAUUAUCUCCAAGGCGAUCACCACUAUGGGGGGCACCAUCAUGGUGGCUCUGAAGUCUUUGGCCCACACAAGUCCUACAGCAUGGCCAGAGCCUCCCUCGACUCCACCCAUUCUUAUGCAUCAGCCCGCCAACCGAGCAUAGGACACAUACAGAACUUGAUGCGUUCCCGCAGUAUGAUUCAUAUACCGGGCGCACAGGUCUCCAGCAAAGUCCAUCCUCAGGAUUCUUCCUCUAAAUCCUCGGAAAGCUGGGCCGAAGAAGAUGAGCAAUUUCAGAAGCGCAAAGCUGGCCGUACCCAGCGGCCCCACAAGAAGCUGCACACCUUGUACCUCUGCUAUUGGUUGUGGGAAAAAUUAAGCUACUUCAUUCAGGACCUCAGGAGAAUGCUCAGGAAUCUGAUUGAGUCCCUGGCCUUCGAAGCCUUCAUCUUCCUCGUUGUCUGCCUCAACACCAUCAUGCUGGUGGUCCAGACCUUCGCUGAAGUUGAGAUCCGGGGUGAGUGGUACUUCAUGGCCUUGGACUCCAUUUUCCUCUGCAUCUACGUGGUGGAAGCUCUGCUCAAGAUCAUGGCUCUGGGCGUCAAUUAUUUUUAUAACUCCUGGAACAAUCUGGAUUUCUUCAUCAUGGUCAUGGCGGUGCUGGACUUCAUGCUCAUGCAGCUCAACUACCUCUCCUCACGCACCUUCUACCACCAAAGCUUUCGAAUCUUCAAGGUCUUCAAGAGCCUGCGGGCCCUGAGGGCCAUCCGGGUCCUGCGGAGGCUCAGCUUCCUGACCAGCCUCCAGGAAGUGACCGGGACCCUGGCCCGGUCCCUGCCGUCCAUCACUGCCAUCCUCAUCCUCAUGUUUACCUGCCUCUUCCUCUUCUCUGUGGUGCUGCGAGCCUUGUUCCGCCAGUCUGACCCCAAGCGCUUCCAGAACAUCUUCACGACCAUAUUCACCCUCUUUACCCUGCUCACCCUGGACGACUGGUCCCUCAUCUACCUGGAUAGCCGGGCCCAGGGCGCCUGGCACAUCAUCCCCAUCCUCAUGAUUUACAUCAUCAUCCAAUACUUCAUCUUCCUCAACCUGGUGAUUGCUGUCCUGGUGGACAACUUCCAGAUGGCACUGCUCAGAGGCCUGGAGAAAGUGAAGCAGGAGAGGGCCGCCUGGAUCCAUGAGAAGCUGCUGGAUGACUCACUGACAGAGCUCCGCAAAGCAGAGCCUGUAGAGGAGAUGAGUGAACACACCAAACAGAAGCAGCUCAUGGAGAAGAAAUUUGGGACCAUGACUGAGAAGCAGCAAGAGGUCCUCUUCCACUUUCUGCAGCUGGUGGCCGGGGUGGAACAUUAUCAGCAGAAAUUCCGCUCCCAGGCAUCCGUCAUUGACGAGAUUGUCGACACUACUUUUGAGGCCGGAGAAGAGGACUUCCGGAAGUGACCCCUGGGGAGGGACACCGGAUGCAGACUUCAACCUCUGACGGAGCCCAAAAGAUGAGCACUGGCCGGAAGGAAGGGCAGGUAUCCUACCAGCUCUGCCAUUUACUGACUGGGUCCCUCGACCUCCCAGAGCCUCGGCGUCCUCAUCUGAAGAAAAGUGCCAACUCUUGUCUUCAAAGGUUAUUCUGACAUGAAUGGGUCACUCAUAGGUAAACUGGACGUGUGCUGGAGGUCCCAGCAAAAUAGGCCACUAUGACUUUUUUGGAAUAAUCUGAUAAUUAAUAUAUUAAAAACUGAAUCGAAGUAGUCAACAUGGGAAAAGUCUGGAUUUUGUUGAGAUUCUCUAUCUGUGUUUUAGAGUUCAGCCUAGUCUGUACUUUUAAUCACAUGUUGCUGGGGGAGGCGGGGCCUUUUUCCCCUGAGAGAGUAAGAUCUUGUCAGUGCUCAGGGCCUCCAAGGAUCUUAACUGGGGCCUGAAGAGGUAGUGGUUAACCGUCCCUGACAAACAGUUGGUAUUUAAUAAGUGGCAGCUAUUAGUAUGCUGAAUGUUAUGAGUAAGCAUCCGGCAUCUCUCCCCCAAUUCCCAGCCUCUCAGAAUCCCAGGGCCAGGAAAGGCAGUGCUUUCUCCCAGGGAGAUGGGAGCGGAGCGUGGCACUGCCCAGUGCAGCUGCUACCCCACCCCCUCAGCCCAGCUGUGAAAAACAAUCUUGGAAUUCCAAGGAACUGUCACAAGUUUGUCGUGGGCUCAGGUGUCUGCCUUAAAGGGACAGACCCCAGUUUGUGGGAGAGCUGGAGUGAGCUUGGCUUGAUGAGGAGGCCAAGGCCAGGCAGGAACCCCACCCGAGAGAACCCGGGAGAGGGAAGAGGAAGAGGACGCCAGCACAGGGAAAAGUGGGAGCAGCAGCCCCAGGGGGCCGGGAACCUCCUGGGCUCUCCCAGGUCUGCUCUCCUGUCACUUGGAGCUCAGCCAUCGCCACACUUACCUCCAACAGCUCCCUGGAAAACUCACCAAGGCCCGGUCUCCGACUCCCUGAGGACCACUGGGUCCCCAGCUCCUUGCCCUGCCCUACCUGUCACUCCUUCACACUGCUGCCGACAAGUCUUUUGCGCCCCAACUUCACAAUUUCCAAAGACCUUUCACCCACUGGUCUAUUCUCACAAGCACCUCGAGGUAGUAAGCAGCAUCCUCAUUUUGCAGAUGAAGAGAGUUAAUCAGAGAGGUCAGAACACUUGUCUAAGGUCACACAGCUAGAAGUGGUGUCUUGGUGAGAAAAGAGGGAUGGGGAAGGGAAAUUAACAAUUACUGGGCUCUUGAUAUGUGCCAGGCCUUGUGCCAGGGACCUGACAUACGUUCUCUUGUCCUCAUAACAGCUCUGCAGAAGGAAUGAUUAUUACCUCUUUUUACAAGGAGAAAAUGAGGGGUGAAAAGGGAAGGGUCAGUGGUGGGUCCCAGGGUGGCACGCCCACUCCAGCAUCCUAGUGUGUGAGUCCUGGACUGCUCCACUGGGAUAUGAGGUCUUGUGUGCAGGGGGAGGCUCCCUAGGGGUGGGGGUGCCCCGGGAGGAUUUUCCCAGGGCUGGGUCGCAUCUGGAGAAGAGCCUGGACUCCAUCCCCUCUGGACCACCCUAGCUUCUAGAAGGAGGCCUGGGCCCGAUGGUAAGCUUGGGCUUGACCAUCCCCGCGGGCCACAGGGCACAGCCUCCAGUAUUGCUGUGGCCCAGACAUCCCAACCCAGGCUGCCCACUGCACCCCUCUCUCGCCUCUGGCUGAUGGGUCCCGCUGACCAGGCCGAGCCCUUGACAUCCCCUUCCCCCUGGGAUCAGGCCACCCAGGGCCUUCAUGCUGCCCCCAGAGCACUCUUCCUUGAAGCUUUAGCUAGGUUCCUUCCCCCGGGGCUCUGCUCCCUUUCGCUGUGGGACCACCCCCUGGAAAGGAGACCUUGUAGGGAGGAAAGCUGUGAGCCCCCAGCGGUUAAAGCCCCCCUCUGCGGAGGAGCUCUCCUCAGUGCUGGGGGCUUUAGGUUCAUUGGCUGAUGGAGUCCUCACCACCCUGCCCCAGCUGACAGACGAGGAGACAAGGCUCAGACCAGUGAAGCAUCUUGCUCCAGGUCACACAGUAAGUCAAGGAGGAACUGAGACCAGAACUGGGCCUGGUUGGCUCUCUCAAGCUAUCGUCAGGCAAGGCAGGAGUGGCAGCAGAGAGAGCCCUGGGUCCCUGGAGGCAAGGUAGAAGGGGGAUGACAGUCACAUACUCGUGACCACGUACUGUGAGCCUUUCACACCAUCAGGGCCGCCUGGGGCAGGGUGGGGAGGUGUGUCUCAGGCUUGGGUUUGUCCUGUAGCCUCCCCUACCUCCUCUCCAGGGGCAGCAGCACCCCAUCAGGGCCCUGCAGUGCAUGGUUGGGUUCACUCCAUGCUCUGGGCCAGAUCUGAGCACUCCUGACUAGACCGGCUGAGGGAACCAAGGUCUGGCUGGGUGCAGCCGGGGAGGGGGCCCCGGGGUCAAUGUUUGCUGACUUCCAGGCCCACCCAUGCCCCCGGUCAGGCCCGUCCUGUUGGGCAGUGUGAGCUGACAUUUACAUAACCUGACUCCUGCCUGUCCCCCCAGGUCUGCUUUCUCCAACAUUCCAGACCUCGUCCCUUUGUCUUGCCCAGUCGGGGUUGGGUCUCUGAGAGGCCACAGUGUCACAGGUACUUUCUAGAUGCCUUUUGUUUCCUGCUGCCCCAGGACUGAUCCAGUAAGUUGGGUGGAAUGCACUAAGGAGCCCAGAGAGAGGGUUUGGGGCCUGCCAACAUGUCGCAGGCACUGCCUGAGCCCCGAGGGAGAGGCGCGUGGGCAGGCUCCAGCCCCUGCAGAGACAAAGCCUGUGGUGGAGGCAGGAAAGAGCCCACGUCGAGGAAGCAGAGCAGGCAGCGCGUCCCACAGGAUUCUGCUGGGCGGGCCCCAGGGCCAGAGCCACAGGAGGGAAAACCGGGCCACCAGCGUGGGCAGGACCCAUGGGAAGGGCGUCGCGGAGGAGGAGGGAAUCUCCAUUACCUCAGAGGUGCCAGCAACAACCUGGCAGCGUCAGGGCUGGGGGGGCGGCCGUGGCCCUGCCGAACCCCCACCUAAGCACACCAGGCCUGGGUGACAGCAUCCCAGCACAGGGUCGAGGUGGAGGGCACUCUGAGGUGACCCUGGACCCAUGCAGGAAAACAUCCGAAACAGUACGGCCUGAAACUCCAGGGACAGCCCACAUUCCCACCUCGGUCGGGGCUUCAGACUGGCACUCUCCCAGGUGGCCUGUAACACAAGGGGGCUCUGCUCUGGCCACCUGGUGUCCUUCCAAGGGGGCCACUCACCCUUCCCAGACCCAGCCUUGCACCUAAUGAGCAUGAGUUUCUGACUACUCGCUCCGUCCGCGGGUCUUUAUUUUUGGUCUCCCUUUUAUCCUUCUACUGUUCUGAGAUGUAGCUAAUGGAAAGUACGGAGAACGUUAACUGUUUACUUUAACCAGCAGACCUGUAGCAGCACCGCACACGACAAGAAAUGGAAACCGCCUCUCCCGCCCCCAAGGGCCCCACUCACCGCAUCGGGCUCUCUCCCCCAAAGGUCAUCACUGCCACUUCUUUUUCUUUACCUUUGACUUUUGCAAUAAACAUUUGGCUUUUCUAGUUUUACCACCUCUGUAGCAAUCCCCAAGCAAGAAUUCACUCGUUAACUUGACAUGAAUGGCAUCACAUGAUGCGCUAUUUCGUUUUAUUCGCUCAAUAUUGAGAUUCACGGGUCGUACACGGCUGUCACCUGUUCCUUUCCACUGGUAUCGCUAGACUGUCAUCAGCUAAGCUGCUGGGAAUGUCCGCACAGGUGCUGGCGCAAGUAUGUGUGUCCCGGGUCACAGCCCCGGGAGUGGAAUUGCCGGGUCACGGGAUGGGUCUUAUCUUCAGUUUUACUAGAAAACGCCCAAAUGUUUUCCCCAAGUGUUCAUACCGAUCUACACUCCCACCACCUGGCUCUCAGUUCCUGUUGCUCUGUUCCCUCACAGCGCGUGGUAUUGUCUACAAUUUUCCGUACAAUGGCAUCUCAUUUGCAUUUGAUUACCAAUGGGAUCAGGCACCUUUUCACAGGCUUAUUCACCAUUUGGGUAUCCACUCGGGCUUUCAUCUCUUCUGCCCACUCUCCUAUUGUGUCGUCUGCUUUCUCCUGGCUGCACUUCCGUAUGUGCUCUGGAUCCAAACCCUUGCCGUUUACGGGUGUUGCAAAUCUUCCCCACCCUGGGUUAGUCUCUUCACUCUCUUUAUGCUAUCUUGAGAUGAACAAAGUUUCUAUUAAUGGAGUUCAACUUACCAAGUUUUUCUUCCUAAUUUUCUCUACCGAGAUCAUGAAAAUCUUCUGAUAUUCUCCCAAUUUUUGUAUUUACUAUCUGUCACUCUCUCCUCAUCAGACUGUAAGCCCUCUGAGGAAAAUUCUAUAAGCAGCAGGUCCUCCACGGCGCUCCGCUCGAGGAAUGAAAGCCAAGUGGGGCUGGGUGCUACACAGCUAGAGUUUCAUCUGAUCCUUACAUCUCAUUUUCUAAGUGGGGAAACUGAGGCUCAGAGAGGCCGAGUAACAGCGCUAAGGAACACAGGGCUCUCAGGUACAUGCGUUUCCAAGUUACAUUUUGAGGGCCAGCCUGCCUCCUUCCCAGCAGUAAGUCCGUGGACAUGCUACUUAGCCUCUCUCAGCCCCUCGUUUCCUCACCUUUAAAACAGAAAAUUACUUAUUGUGGAAGAAAAAGAUGUUGGCAAAGAUCUUAGUUGUGGGUCUGGGUCACACUAAGUGUUCAACAAAAAACAGGAUGGGGGCCAGUCCGGUGGUGCAGCAGUUAAGUGCACACGUUCCGCUUUGGCGGCCCGGGGUUCGC
Molecule: messenger RNA, 7868 nt
Organism: Equus caballus (horse)
Lineage: Eukaryota; Metazoa; Chordata; Mammalia; Perissodactyla; Equidae
Gene: CATSPER1
Product: cation channel sperm associated 1
Biological process (GO): regulation of cilium beat frequency involved in ciliary motility; flagellated sperm motility; calcium ion transport
Cellular component (GO): CatSper complex; membrane
Molecular function (GO): calcium-activated cation channel activity; voltage-gated calcium channel activity
Source: RefSeq, a predicted model, not a curated record